Molecule: messenger RNA, 1179 nt
Organism: Arabis nemorensis
Lineage: Eukaryota; Viridiplantae; Streptophyta; Magnoliopsida; Brassicales; Brassicaceae
Source: the annotation of a GenBank genome assembly
AUGUCGAAGGAUAAUGGCAAAAACCCUAUGCCUAACAACAAUGGCAAAAACCCUAUGCCUAACGAUUAUGGCAAAGGCCUUAUGUUCAACGCUUUCCCGAAUCUUAGAGGUUCUCGUCUCUCCGGUGCUAACUUAAGAGCUCCUCCGUCGUUGAUCACCCAACCAGGUGCUUUUUCCUCCACAAACUCCGGUCAACCCUUCGCCUCUUCUCCUCAGAGUUUCGCGAGGCCAAACAUCAAGAAGCCUGAUCUUGAAUAUCUAGGUUAUCUCUUGGGCCUAAUGACGUGUCCAACACGUUACUCUGAGUUCCAUAGCUACCUCGAAAGAAUCGAUACUUAUGAAACGGAUCAUAAGAAGAAAAUGUUGUUCACAAUCGGAUCAAUCUUGACCACAAACCACUUCACUUUCGUUGAUUUGGCCACACACCAAUACGGCUCACAGGCUUUAAAAACCCUCCUCAAACGUAACCCUAGCUUAAUAGACAGAUUCAUAUACGAGGCCGUUUGCAUAAACUUCAGUGUGCUCAUGAACAGUAAGUACAGCCAUAACUUGAUCGUCGACGUUAUCCGAGCCGUCGAUAAAUUCAAGAAGGAGAGUCUCUACGAGCUAACGUACAUCAACGCUCUGUUUCUUGCGGAACAAGAAACCGGAUGUAUUGCCCUAAACAAUGUGUUUCAAGAAAUCAAAGGCAAAUUCAGAGAACUAAUCUUCGGCCUCGUAGCGCUGAACGCGGAUAGGUUAGCUUUCGAUCCUUACGGAACACACGUGGUGCAGAACUUUGUGACACUUAAGAAUCCUCGUGCAACACGCGCGAUCGCGGUGACUCUUUUUGGAAGUUUCUUCCGGUUAGCAAUGGAGAGACAAGGAAGCUAUUUGGUGGAGAAGUGUCUAAAAUCAGAUCAAGGGAGAGAGAUAGUGUUGAUAGAGUUUAGAAAGAAUGAUAGAGAAUGGGUAAGAAUGGCGAGUCAUAGGUAUGGGAAUUUUGUGACACAAUGUGCGUUGUUAGUGAUGAAGGAGAGAGGAAUGAAAGCAAUGUUGAGAGAGUUUGUGGAGAAGCUAAGGCCUCACUUUGGGAGUAUGGAGAUUGGGCAUGGGAAGAACACAUUGAAAGUGAUUGAAGAAAAAAUUGAGGAUUAUCUUCUUGAGCUUCCAUAUAAUCUGCUAGGUUUUAUGCAUUGA